GGCGGGCGGCAGAAGCGCGCGCGGGUCGAAGGCGGGAGAGCGGCGAUGGCGGAGGCGGCGCGCAGCCCUGGGAAUUGUGGGUUUUCCAGGAGUCCCAGCGAGGGCGAGGGACCCGGGACCCCCCAGAAACGGAGCCGGGGCUCCCCCAGCUGCCAGGGUUCCCCCUCGGCCUUCCAGACCCCCGUGAGGAAACGGAUCAGAGCCUUUCCCGAGGCUCCUUCCCCCUCCCAGAAUCCCGGGACCAAGCGCUUUGCCUCCCGGAUCCGCUGCUCUCCCGGCUGCGGGGAUGAGGCGAAGGAAAACAGGGAUGUCCCGGGGAAAACUGGGAUUCCCAGGAGGCUGGAGAUCUCCCUGCUCCAGGGGGAACCUCCCGGGAAAUCGUCCCUCAGCUCCUCCUCCUCCAAGCCCCACGUGCCCGUGGGGGCUUUUUAUGGCAAAGGGAAGAACUACGUGGACCCCGUGGAGAGGAAGAAGCUCCAGGAGAUCCAGGUUUUGGGAAGGAGGAGCGGGGACGGGAAUGUCCCGGCUCCGGGCAGGGCGGGGAACAGCAGCGGGAACUGGAGCGGGAAUGGGGGCAGGAAUCCCAAGCCCAAGGGGGCCAAACACCCCCCGAAUCCCAAACGGGGCCAGAGUGUCCCCAAGCCGAGGAAAACCAAGGGACAGAUCCCGGCGGAGAGGGAAGCCGGGAAUUGCCUGGUCCGGAAAAAGAUGGAAUCUCCCUUCCGGGUGCUGAGCAUGAGGGUGAAGCCGGCCCUGAAGCUCCGGCUGGGAGCGGCUUUUUUCGCUGCCGGGAAGAAAUCCCACUCCAGGAAAAACCCCGGAGACCCCAGGGCUCCCCAGGCCCUUCCCAAAUCCCCGCGGGACAACGAGGAGCCGGCGGGAAACGCGGAGCCGGAGGGCGGAGGAGAAACCCCCCCGGAGGAGGAGAGGGGGGGGUCUCCGAGGAUUCCUGAUUCCCGGGAGGAGGGCAGGGGGAACAGGGAGAGCUCCGGGAAUCCGGGAGAGCCGGGACACGGAGGAGAAGCGUCUCCACGGAAAACUGGGAAUGUGCCCUGCGCUUCCACAUCCGGAGCAGAGGGAGACAGGAGUGUUGACGGGCUCAGCUCCUCUCUAGGCUGGGAAUCCCAGGAUUGUGUCGUCCUUUCCAGCCAAUCUCCCCCCAGAGGGAACAAACAGGCUUCUCCCUCCAAAGCCGUGGUGUAUCCCAUAUUCUCUGCAGCCCCUGGCCAGCAGGAAAAGGCCGCUGGACGAGAUUCCACCUCCGUUUGGGAGCAGCCCGCCUGGAAAAGUCCCUCACACCUCCCAGAAAGCAGGAAGGCCAAGGAGCUCUGCAGAGGUUCCAGGGAUCAGAUGAUCAUUGACGCGGGGCAGAAGCACUUUGGAGCCAUCGUGUGCAAAUCCUGCGGGAUGAUCUACUCGGCCGCCAGCCCGGAGGACGAGGCCCAGCACAUCCAGCACCACCAGAGGUUCCUGGAGGGGCUCAGAUACGUGGGCUGGAAGAAAGAGCGAGUUGUGGCGGAGUUCUGGGACGGGAAGAUCGUGCUGAUCCUUCCCAGUGACCCCAAAUACGCCGUCAGGAAGGCGGAGGAGGUUCGGGAGAUCGUGGAUAACGAGCUGGGAUUCCAGCAGGUGGCCCUGGGCUGCCCGGCCCACAGCAGGACCUACCUGUUCGUGUGCGGAGGGAGGAUGGUCGUGGGCUGCCUGCUGGCCGAGCCCAUCAAACAGGCGUUCCGGGUGCUGUCGGAUCCGUCCCCGUGUCCCAGCCCGGGUUCCCAGCCGGGAAUGCCGCGGGCCUGGCGCUGCUCGGCGGAUCCGGAGCCGGCCGUGUGCGGGAUCAGCCGCAUCUGGGUGCUGGGGCCGCGGCGCCGCUGCGGCAUCGCCCGGCGCCUCCUGGACACCCUCAGGUCCACGUUCCUGUUCGGGGCCGUGCUGAAUUCCCGGGAAAUCGCCUUCUCCGACCCCACUCCUCACGGGAGGCUCUUGGCCACCAGCUACUGCCAGACCCCCAACUUCCUGGUCUACAACUUCCUCUCCAAGUAGGCCCGGCUUUGUCAAACCCAGCCCGGGUUCAUCCCUGUCUCUAGUUCCUGCUGAGCUCCCGGGAGCAUUCCCAGAAUUCCCAGAAUUCCCAGAAUUCCCCACCCGCUCCCAGUUCCCCCCCUCGAAGCGAACGUCACUUUGUGUACAGAGAGGAGCAGGUUUGAGUGGAAACCUCCGGAAUUCCCCCCCCGGGAUUUGUGCCCGAGGUUGGGUCGGUCCCGGGAGGGGAUUUUAUGGGAAAUAAGUUAAUUUUUGGGUGCAGUUUGGAAUAAUUUUGGGUGGAGUUUGGAAUAAUUUUUGGAUGGGGUUUGGAAUAAUUUUGGGUGGGGUUUGGAAUAAUUUUGGGUGGAGUUUGGAAUAAUUUUGGGUGCAGUUUGGAAUAAUUUUUGGGUGGAGUUUGGAAUAAUUUUGGGCAGGGUUUGGAAUAAUUUUUGGGUGGAGUUUGGAAUAAUUUUGGGUGGAGUUUGGGAUAAUUUUUGGGGUGGAGUUUGGAAUAAUUUUUGUGUGCAGUUUGGAAUUAAUAUAAACGUCGUUGACUCUU
Messenger RNA from Pseudopipra pipra, 2581 nucleotides. It is a transcript of the gene ESCO2, whose product is annotated as establishment of sister chromatid cohesion N-acetyltransferase 2. Gene Ontology annotation, cellular component: nucleus; chromatin. The record is from RefSeq and is a predicted model, not a curated record. Gene Ontology annotation, molecular function: protein-lysine-acetyltransferase activity. NCBI's taxonomy places the organism in Eukaryota, Metazoa, Chordata, Aves, Passeriformes, Pipridae. Gene Ontology annotation, biological process: mitotic sister chromatid cohesion.